Molecule: messenger RNA, 1150 nt
Organism: Trachymyrmex septentrionalis
Lineage: Eukaryota; Metazoa; Arthropoda; Insecta; Hymenoptera; Formicidae
Product: cysteine-rich motor neuron 1 protein
Exons: 5
Biological process (GO): regulation of signal transduction; regulation of cell growth
Cellular component (GO): extracellular region
Molecular function (GO): insulin-like growth factor binding
Source: RefSeq, a predicted model, not a curated record
CGCUUCGUAUUCCCAUUCGUAGCUUUCCCUGCCGAGUGAAAGCUCUCUUCUCUUUUAUCGGGCGACACACCGUAUGCACGAUGUCGGCACGACGUGCGUGACGAGGGGAGAAGCGAGGCAGAAGACCGCGUCGCGAUUGUUAUUAUUAUUAUUAUUAUUAUGCGAGCGGUCGAAGCAAAAGUUUCCGCAGAUCGGUCGAAUAACCCUUUUUUGCACCUCGAUGCCGCAAACUGUGAGCAGUAAAAUGUAGAGGCACAUUUUUCUUUACGUUCUCCGGACAUUAUUCAGUAACACAAGCAUUAACAUCUUGUAACUACUCUUCUCUCUUAAUGAACAAUUUUAUCAUAUAUACAUAGAGAGAGAGAGUGUGAGAGAGAGAGAGAGAGAGAGAAAGAAAGAAGGCUCGUUAUCGUGCGUGUGUGACAAAUCGACGAUCGAACGCGUUGUGGCGUGAAACGUUUCGGGAUGAACUGAGCACAAUGGACAUCCUCGUGCUCGUUUCGUAAUUGGUGUCGAAGAGAUACAAGAUAGGAGAAUAGAGAGGACACCAGGAUAAUCGUCGACGGGGAGGCCGUCGAGAGGGACGUGAACAAAAUGAGGGCCCCGUUGCUCCUCUUAGGCGGCAUUGUUGUACUGUCGCUCGCGGUGGCGAGAGCUCUUUCGUGUGUGUGCUCACCGCUGGAGUGCGACGUUCUUACCGACGAGGACUGUCCCGGAGGCCUCACCUGGGACCCCUGCAGGUGUUGCAAAGUAUGCGCGCGUGUGGAAGGCGAGCCUUGCGGCGGCCUCUUUGGUUUUUCGGGAACCUGCGCUGUCGGUCUACAAUGCGUAAUCAUGAAUUUGCUAACUCGCAGUCGAGAAGUUGACGAGGGCGUCUGCACGAAGAUCCCGGGCAGAUGGAGAAGGCAUUGUCCGCACGGGCCGAUGAUGUCGGGCUCCGGCUGCAACCUGGUCGGUGAGGGAAUCGCGGACGGAAACGUGGCGGCCGCCGGCAAAUGCGUUUGCGGUCCGUCGGUGCCCUGGUGCCCGGGUGAGCCGCAGCCCUACAUGUACAUGACGCGGCACGAGUGCCGGCUCAAUUUGGAGGCGAAAAUUGCUUACGAUGACCUCUAUAAUUCUGGCGACACGCCGAGUAGCACCGCCAUCGAGG